Messenger RNA from Ogataea haglerorum, 1401 nucleotides. RefSeq lists its product as uncharacterized. The record is from RefSeq and is a predicted model, not a curated record. The transcript has a single exon. Bases 1 to 1401 code for a protein of 466 amino acids. Lineage: Eukaryota; Fungi; Ascomycota; Pichiomycetes; Pichiales; Pichiaceae. Gene Ontology annotation, biological process: regulation of peptide transport. Gene Ontology annotation, cellular component: membrane.
AUGAGUUCUCCGCCGAGACAGACGCAUUUACGGUCACCAGUGAUCCUCCUAAAGUCACCUGUUCUCCCGGGGGGAGUGAUCCGGUCGCCAAGACCCAAGGACUCUCAUGUCGAUCUCCCCAGCGAGCAGGUAAUUGAGGAUGUCGUGGAUAUCAUCAAAACAGAGGAGCGCAGAAACUGGCUCAGGGGACUCCUCUAUCUGUUCCUGACUGUGGCAACCUGGGUGUUUGGACUACAGCUGACGAACAAUGUUCUAAAGGGGGACUCGUAUCAGCACCCCUUAUUUGUGGCAUACGUAAAUGGGGGUCUUUUUGUUAUAUUUGGGAUCAAGCCCGCGUUCAAAAGCCUGAUAAAGGCUUGUACAGCCUCCGAGCCUAGGCUCGACGAUUCUGUGUUCAACUCAUACGAUUCUUGCGGUUCUUCAAGUAUAAUUCUCCACGCUCCUUCCAAGCAGCUCUCGCUCAAGGAAUUGAUAAUUGUUGCGGUCCAGGCUGGUCUUAUUUAUUAUGCAAACGCUGCCUUGAGCGCAAUUGCACUACAGUAUACAAGCGCAUCCAACCAAACGAUUCUCACGACCACAAGCUCCGUCUUUACGCUUCUUCUCAGUUAUCUAUGUGGCGUCGACACAUUGUCCCUGGGCAAGGUAGUUUCCGUCCUGGCAAGUAUCGCAGGAAUAUGUCUGAUAACCUUUAACAGCUUGGCAUCUUCUCAAUCCGCAUCCCCCAACCCAAUAUUGGGGAAUUGCAUUGCUCUUUGUGGGACGUUUCUUUAUUCUUGCUACUUAGUCCUUUUAAGAGUGAAGAUAGGCAAAGAGACAAGCCCAGACAACGAAAGGCUCAUAUUUGGUCUUUUGGGACUGAGUAUUCUCAUAUUGGCGUGUCCUCUGCUUCUGUUCGCAAGCUUCCUUGGGUUCGAAAAACUCUCUCUUCCAGAUAGCUCUACGAUCUUCUGGAUUGUCUUCAUUGGAGGGCUUUUCAACUGUCUCUCGGACUAUUUUUCGAUCUUGGCAACCUUGUUGACUUCUCCGCUGAUCACGUCGUUGUCGCUUUCCACCGCAAUUCCCGUCAACAUGAUUUGCGACUCUGUAUUCUACAAAGUGAAGAGCACAUCAGCUAGAUACUAUCUUGGCAUUAUCCUAAUUUUCUCUUCCUUUGUCUUUGCCAAUCUGUCCAACGAGGACGAAGUGGUGCAGGAGGCUAUCGAGGAGGCCAUUGAAGAGGCUAUUCAGAACGACGAAAUGCUUUCUCCAUUCUUGUCGCCUUAUCUGCAACAGCAAGGUCGCGUAGACGACGUACCAAGAAUGAACAUCAACACCUCGCAAAGAACGGGUCCUCCCGCGCAGGUGGUAGUUGCAGGCGGACACAACCACAGGUACUUCAUCAGAGAAAUUCCACCAAUUUGA